AUGACACCUAUGAUGACCGAAAAAGAUCAAGAGAUCUGCAUGUUCUUCGUGGACGACUCCAACAUCUGGAUCGAGGCCCAGAAGUUCGCCGCCUCGGGGAAUAGCCACAUGCCCAAACUGACUGACCACGACCGCGACCCGCGUCUGAGGAUCAACAUCGGCAAGCUGGUCAAGACACUCCUGGGCGGUCGCUUUCAAGGCACGUCGUAUCUCUAUGGCUCUCGCCCGCCACCCAACGACGCAGUGUGGAACACGUUUGAGAAGUACAACUUCCGAACCAAGAUCUACGAUCGCGCUCGCGGCAAGGAGAAGCAGGUAGACACUGCCAUGACGGCGGACAUGGUCGCAGAAUCUGCCGAGCUCAGCAUCGGAGCUAAGUCUGCCCCAGAGAUCAAGGAGAAGAAUAAGAGAACCAUCUUUAUCGCCAUCACUGGAGACCAAGACAUGGUCCCCCCAAUCAGACGAGUCUUGGGCUACGGGUUCCGGGUUGAGCUCUGGGCCUGGAAAUCGGGCAUCUCUUCUGAGUACCGUAAACUAGCCAACGAUAUGGCUCUGCUGUCGAUAAACUACCUGGAGCAUGUAUUCAAAGAAAUCUCCUUCACGAGCUACCGUUCCACUAGGCGGUCCGGAAAGGUCGAUCCAAGCUGCACGCUUGUGCUCUACGAGUUUACCAGCCCAGAGUCCACCGACCCCGUCGACCCGGAAGCUGUUGUCUGCAAUGUGCUCGAUGGAUGGGGCCGCUUGUCCUUCAUAAUCCCAUCCAACGUGACAAACGAGUUCUACGUCGAGUUCCCCGGAGUCAAGAACAUCAAUGACAUGGAUGACCUGAUCGCCAAGGCAGAGACCCAGUUCGAGGGACUGUGGAAGGUCAUGUCGUGGCCUCGAUACGCGAACCGCUUCAACGAAGGACCGCCGGCCAUGGUCGAAACUAGCAACAUGUUUGCGCCUCUGGAGGGUGACGGGGAUAAAAAAUCCGUGGAUAUCAUGGCCAAGGAAGAGUCCCAACGCACCCAAUACAGCGCCAACGCGUCCAGCGCCACAGCCAACGUCAGGGACCCAUCCAACCCCUGGAAGCUGCCCGCCGGGGGUGAACGGAGUGAAAACGCAGAGGCAAGCAGCCUUAGUGAUCCCAGCAACAGCGACAGCAACACCGAAAAGUGGGAGACGGUAACUCGCACUAAUUUGAAAAGCGGCCAUCAUGCAAAACAGCCAUGCCCCUACGGCAUUCGCUGUGGUAAACGCGGCGAUUGCGGUCAUCUACACACCAAAGAGGAGCGCAACCUGUUCCAAGCUCUGCCAGGGCAGAACUUCAAGAAAUGGAGGACGAGCAAGUGCCGUUACGGAGACAGAUGUUACCUCGGGAAAAGAUGUGCGUACUAUCAUACGCCGGCUGAGGCAUGGUGCACCCUAUGCCAUGUCGAGGGCCACAGCAGGGAAGGCUGUAAAUAUUAG
This is a messenger RNA of Fusarium falciforme, 1452 nucleotides long. Its product is annotated as EKC/KEOPS complex subunit BUD32. The record is from RefSeq and is a predicted model, not a curated record. Bases 1 to 1452 code for a protein of 483 amino acids. The transcript has a single exon. Lineage: Eukaryota; Fungi; Ascomycota; Sordariomycetes; Hypocreales; Nectriaceae.